Molecule: messenger RNA, 754 nt
Organism: Kickxella alabastrina
Lineage: Eukaryota; Fungi; Kickxellomycota; Kickxellomycetes; Kickxellales; Kickxellaceae
Exons: 1
Coding region: 103-729 (208 amino acids)
Source: RefSeq, a predicted model, not a curated record
UUUAUGCGUUCGUGUAUACUACUCCAUCUAUAUAUUUGUUUACUUUAAAAAAUAAUCAAGCUCAUACUUCUCACUCGAUUUGUUCUUACCAUAAUAUAAAUAAUGCCGGCAACGUGUGAGCAGACACUGCGCGAUCUGGACUCGAUUAUUCAGCAUUGGAACUCGACCCAUCAGAAAUCAACACAAGCAGCGAGUACCUUGGGCGAUCUCCACAACCAAUCAACCAAAGUCCAAGCCCAAGCCCAAGCCCAAGCCCACAACGAUAGCAACAACAGCAACAACACCAGAAAUGGCAAGAGCAUCCAAAAUCAACACGCCCUUCUCCUCUCCAUGCUCGAAAACCAAAAGCACCAGCUAAUCCAGGACCUUCGCCAACACAUACACCAAUACGCCCAAGCCAUAAAACAACUUGACUCACUAUGUAGCAGCCUCGAGUUUACUAGUAGUAAUGAUGUGCUGGCUGCGGAGAUUGCCGGAAUCAAUGAGGAAUUCGCAGAGGAUUCGGUCAGGAGAUGCAGGCAGGAGUAUGCGCGAGAGUACAACGAGAGAAGGGAAGCCUUGGAUCGGCUGGUUUGGGGUGGCGGUGAUGUGGAUGCGUUUGUUGAUCGGUGGACUGUGAGUCGCGUUGAUUUGGGUGCUGAGGAGGAGUAUUUGGAUCGGCUAAGAGUUUUGAGACUGGCUAGACAAUGGCAGGCCAACGAAGAGGCCGAGAAAGCAAUUGCUUUCUGAAAAGAAAUAUUAUUUGUUCCUGUUU